Nerophis lumbriciformis (worm pipefish) is the source of this 1869-nucleotide messenger RNA. RefSeq names its product protein tyrosine phosphatase non-receptor type 2b (gene ptpn2b). The record is from RefSeq and is a predicted model, not a curated record. NCBI's taxonomy places the organism in Eukaryota, Metazoa, Chordata, Actinopteri, Syngnathiformes, Syngnathidae. Gene Ontology annotation, molecular function: protein kinase binding; non-membrane spanning protein tyrosine phosphatase activity. Gene Ontology annotation, cellular component: nucleus; cytoplasm. Gene Ontology annotation, biological process: negative regulation of ERK1 and ERK2 cascade; peptidyl-tyrosine dephosphorylation; negative regulation of receptor signaling pathway via JAK-STAT.
CCAUAUCGUUACGCGACAUCUUCGUUCAUUGAAGAUCUUUGGUGCCAUUGACAGCGUGUGGACGACCACUUUGGCGCACGCGCACAUCCUCAGAUGUCAACUAACAAGAUAGGCUUUACACACAGGGAAGUCCUAAUUCCCUUACAAGUAAGGUUUUUUUUAACAGCGAAAAGUUAUGAGGUAGAUAGGUGGUUUAGCGGACAACUACACUAAGAUUUGGUUCCCCAAGCUGGCAUUGCCUCGGUGAAAAUGGACCAGGAGUUUGAGGACAUUGAGUCCGGGGGCCGGUGGCAGAAACUGUACAUGGAAAUCAGGAAUCAGUCCCACGAGUGCGCCUACAAGGUGGCAAAGUAUCCAGAAAAUCGCAUACGCAACCGAUACAGAGACGUCAGUCCAUUUGAUCACAGUCGAGUCAAGCUGAAGAACGCCGACAACGACUACAUCAACGCCAGCCUGGUUGUCAUGGAAGACGCUCAGAGACGUUAUGUACUGACUCAGGGUCCCCUCAGGAAUACAUGUGGUCACUUCUGGCUCAUGAUCUGGGAGCAAAAGACCAAAGCGAUCAUCAUGCUCAACAGGGUCAUCGAGAAAGGCUCGGAAAAGUGUGCCCAGUACUGGCCCACGGCCGAAGACCGAGAGAUGGCCUUUAAAGACACGCGCUUCUCGGUCACGCUGUUGUCAGAAGAGAUCAAGUCUUACUACACCACCAGAGUUCUGGAGCUGCUGAAUGUCAACACGGGGGAGAAAAGAGAAAUCCACCACUUUCAUUACACCACGUGGCCCGACUUUGGCGUUCCAGAAUCCCCAGCGUCGUUCCUCAACUUUCUAUUCAAGGUGCGCGAGUCAGGGGCUUUGGGAGCGGAUCACGGGCCGGCCGUGGUGCACUGCAGCGCCGGAAUCGGACGCUCUGGUACAUUUUCGCUAGUGGACACAUGCCUGGUGUUGAUGGACAAGAGAAAAGAGCUGUCAGUGGACAUAAAAAAGAUUCUUCUGGACAUGAGGAAAUACCGCAUGGGUCUUAUUCAGACUCCUGACCAGCUGCGCUUUUCCUUCAUGGCAGUGCUAGAAGGAACCAAGAGCAUCAUGGGAGACUCCACAGUGCAGAAUAAAUGGCGAGAGUUGUCCCGGGAAGACCAGGCACCCGCAACUGACUCCCCUCCCUCCACCCAGCCUCAAGUCCACAGUCCCACAGAGCGAUGCAACGGCAGCCAGCAGACGCGGUCGCCCGACGAGCAAGAAGAUUACCGGCAGGACGGCAAGAGCCAAACAGAGUCCCCCUGCAGGGAUCAGGACAACAGCACAACAGCACAAAAACGACGCAGAGACGACGGCUUAUAUGUAACGGCCGCAGUCACAACAGGCCAAAGGACAAGCGACGCUGAGAGGAAGAGGAAAAGUUUGGGCUGCAUUUGCUGCACAUGACCCGGCAGCAAAAACCAUCGACUCUUGACUUCUGCUCUCUAUGCCAACCAAAGUUACAUUCAAGGGCAACGCCGGCAGCAAAACAUCGGCAGAAAACACCAGCUGGCCUCACUUCCACGAGCGUUCCUCAUCCAUCCAAGUUUAGGUUUUAGCUCUUCAGCACACUUCCUCAUCAUCACUCUCCAAACAUAACACACACAGACAUUACUCAAGCAGACACCAGCAAGUUUUACUACAUUUAUACAGACUGAAACAAUUGCUAUGCAUUGCUGUUUUAUAAAUGUGUAUUUUUCCAGGGGUGGAAAUUAAAAUGUUUCUAUUUUUUAUAAGAGUACUUGAAGUUUUCCACAGCGAUGCGGCAAAAGUCAGUGGCAUGUAUAUUUUUUUGUUCAACUCAAAAAACAAAAGUAUUGUUACACAUGAAUUAAAUUUGAUGACAAUUUCUUA